UCCAUCGUGAAGGUUUCUGGGAAGGUUGCAAACGUCCUUGUCCUACCAAGCGCACACCGCCUUCACACUAGGGCUUGGGGAUCCCUGUCAUUCAACUGUACUUGAAUAAAAAGCUGUUUUCAAACAUGAUGGCAGCAAGGUUUCUCCGCCGCGCUCUGCCUGUGCUGAGGCAGGCUCGCUCCUACGCCGAGGCCGGCCCUGGUGGUCCGCAGAUGUCCUUUACUUUCGCCUCCCCGUCACAGGUGUUUUUCAGUGAGGCUAGUGUGAAACAGGUUGAUGUGCCCACACUAACUGGGGUAUUCGGCAUCCUCCCUGCUCACGUGCCCACCCUGCAGGUCCUCAGGCCCGGUGUUGUCACAGUCUUCAGUGACGAUGGCUCCUCUGUCAAAUACUUUGUUAGCAGUGGCUCCGUGACAGUCAAUUCUGACUCUUCAGUGCAGCUGUUAGCUGAGGAGGCCGUUCCCCUGGACCAGCUCGACGUUGCAGCUGCUAAGGCCAACCUGGAGAAGGCCCAGAAUGACCUGAACAGUGUAUCUGAUGAGCUGGCCAGGGCAGAAGUUCAGAUCAGCAUAGAGGCUAAUGAAGCCAUCGUUAAGGCUCUGGAGUAAACUCGUGGUAAUCUUUUCUGUUUCUUCAAUGGGAAUUGAUUGUCCAUCUGUCCACCCCAGUCCUGUUUGUGUCCAGAAGGUUCCAUUCUUACUUUGUACAGUGGAUGAAAUUAAAAAUAAAUUUAUUUGGAAUUACCAUG
Molecule: messenger RNA, 748 nt
Organism: Cynoglossus semilaevis (tongue sole)
Lineage: Eukaryota; Metazoa; Chordata; Actinopteri; Pleuronectiformes; Cynoglossidae
Gene: atp5f1d
Product: ATP synthase F1 subunit delta
Exons: 5
Coding region: 126-608 (160 amino acids)
Biological process (GO): proton motive force-driven ATP synthesis
Molecular function (GO): proton-transporting ATP synthase activity, rotational mechanism
Source: RefSeq, a predicted model, not a curated record